Molecule: messenger RNA, 1365 nt
Organism: Musa acuminata subsp. malaccensis (wild Malaysian banana)
Lineage: Eukaryota; Viridiplantae; Streptophyta; Magnoliopsida; Zingiberales; Musaceae
Product: purple acid phosphatase 17
Molecular function (GO): ferrous iron binding; ferric iron binding; acid phosphatase activity
Source: RefSeq, a predicted model, not a curated record
CCUCCCUGCGUCGACUCCAUUAACCAUCUAUCCGUCCAUCUUGAUCGAUACGGAAGAAGUCCCCCCUUUUUCCCUUUCUUUGUGAUUGUCUUCUCUCGAACCGUCGGAGUCAUGGCCGGCUUCGCGCGCGAGACCAUGGCUCUGGCCAUCCUCCUCUUCGCCAUCCUCGCCUGCUCCGCGGAGUUGCAGAGGUUCGAGAGCCCGGCCAAGCCCGACGGCUCGCUGAGUAUCUUGGUCGUCGGUGACUGGGGAAGGAAAGGCCAGUUCAAUCAGUCGCAAGUCGCAACUCAGAUGGGAAGGAUUGGAGAGGAGCUGGAUAUAGAUUUCGUGGUAUCCACCGGAGAUAAUUUCUACGAGGAUGGCCUCACCGGUGUCGACGACAAGGCAUUUGAGGAGUCAUUCACCGACAUAUACACCUCAAAGAGUCUGCAAAAGCAGUGGUACAGCGUUCUGGGAAACCAUGACUACAGGGGUGAUGUGUUAGCACAGUUGAGUCCUGUUCUUCGGAAUAUCGAUAGCCGAUGGCUCUGCUUGAGAAACUUCAUCCUUAAUGCAGAAAUCGUAGACUUCUUCUUCGUGGACACAACUCCCCUUGUGGAAUCUUAUUGGACCAACCCAGAGGAUCAUCACUAUGACUGGAGAGAAGUCGCACCUCGCGAAAACUACAUCCCAAAUCUCUUGAAGGAUUUGGAUGCUGCACUGAAAGAAUCCACAGCACCAUGGAAGAUUGUGGUUGGUCACCACACGAUGAGAAGUGUUAGUGAUCAUGGUGACACACCUGAGCUUCUCGCUUUGCUUCUGCCAGUCCUCAAGGACAAUGGCGUCGAUCUCUACGUCAACGGGCAUGAUCACUGCCUGGAGCACAUCAGCAGCAAAGACAGUCCGAUCCAGUAUCUGACGAGCGGAGGCGGCUCCAAGGCAUGGAGGGGCGUCUUCACCCCAAACUCCGACAAGCUCCAAUUCUUCCAUGAUGGUCAAGGGUUCAUGUCUCUGCAGCUGACAGCGGCAGCUGCCAACAUUGUCUUCUACGAUGUGUUCGGCCAGGAACUCUACCAAUGGAGUGUGACCAAAAAUCUCCACGCUGCAGAGUAGGGCAGAACUCAAAUCGCUUGUCAAUAUAUCGCCAUUGAAGAACUUGGGAUUGUGAGUUAUAUGCCUGCACGAUGAAGUGGGCACAACAUGCAUCUAUAAGGUAGAGAGAGUGUGGUGUGGGGGUUCUUACAUUGACUGAACGACUGUUACUGGGAAUUAGAUGAUGAUGGAAGUAGUAUUGCUUGUGAUCACCCCAUUCACUUCCAGUUUGAUGGCAGCCAGAUAAAGAAUGAAUUAGAGAAAGGUCAUCUUGUUGUGCCUGUUGCCAUUUCA